AUGGAAAAACUUACAACAUCUCCAAAACAAAUUACAGAAGCAAACCGUGUCACCUUCGUUUUUCCUCCCAAAAAAUCUUCGGAAGAAUCAAGUCGGAUUCCUUCUCUAAUAUCAGUUUCUCCUGCUAAUUUCACUUUAAAACAACCACAUUAUCAUGCUCUUCAUCGUCCUUCACGGCGUGAAAAAUUAGUUGUUGAGCUUGAUAAUUGUGCUAUCGGUAGUGUCUGGAAAAUAGUGGAUGCUUUCCUCAACAUCUUAUUAUGUAUAAUUUAUAUAUCAUACACUGCUUAUAUCAGAAAAUCUUUGCCGCCGGUGAAUGUGUGCUUGGAAGUAAUAAUAUCAUUACUAUUAAUAAUAGAAUAUGUUCCAAAAUUUUAUAUUUAUGAAUUUGAUUCAUGGAAGUCACUUUUCACCAGACCUUUGCCACUUCUAACAAUCCUAACAAUCCUUCCUACUGCCGCCACUGCUCUUGAUCCUGUGUUCGAAGAAACUCGUUACAUUGUAUUUUUUUACCCUUUUCGAUUUAUUCGAUGUUUUUUAUCUGUAUAUGAUUGUUUAGUUAGAAGUGAAAAAUCUAUCAUCAAAAUUGGUCAAGUUACUAGUAAAGUAUUAAUCUUUUUGACAUCCAUUCUUUUUCUUAUAUUGACCGGAUCGUCCUUGUUACAUGGUGUUGAAUAUGCCUAUAUGGCUGUUGAUGUUACAUUCUUGGAUGCUGUUUUCUUUACAACUAUUAUGUUGGGCACUGUUGGUUAUCUUAGUGAAAUAGUACCUGAUAAUGCCUUCCCUAGAGUUCUUCUUUUGGUGAUGUUUACAACAGGUCUUAUAUUUAUUCCGUAUUCUAUAUCUGAAUUGAUUGCAUUAAUACGCUCAAAAUCUAUUUAUGAUAAAUCAUUCAAAACAAUUUCACAACAACCCCAUGUCAUCAUCAUUACUCCAACAAUAGAACUACCCUCAUUAAAGCAUUUUUUAAAGGAAUUUUAUUCAUUAGCACAUGGCCUUGAAACUGUCAACACAAAAGUGGUAAUUUUAAAUCCUACAGAACCAAAUGAUCGUUUAAAGUCAUUUUUAUUGGAUCCUUUAUAUGCACAUCGUGUACAAUACAUUAGGGGUAGUUCACUCGAGUCACGUAGCUUAAAAAAAGCAAAUGCAAAAAAAGCCUCUGCAUAUUUUAUUUUAGCCAAAAAAUAUACACAACAAAGCGAUACUAUUGACGCAGAAAAUGUUUUAAAAGCAAUGGCAUUAAGUAAAUACGAUGAAGGUCCUAAACUUUAUAUUCAAUGUAUCCUUCCAGAAAAUAAAGUUCAUUUUGAAAAUUUAAAUCCUGAAUUAAUAUUAUGUAUAGAUGAAUUAAAACUUGCCAUACUUGCUCAUUCAUGUCUAACUCCUGGAUUUUCAACACUUUUAUAUGGUCUUACAACCACGUUCACUUAUGAAUCAGCUUAUGAAUUAAGGGAUAUUAGCAAAACGUCGGUUGGUUUGGACAAUGGCUUCAUUGAAGAUUACAUUGAGGGUAUUUCUCAAUCCAUUUACACUACAACUUUAUCAAAUUAUUUUGCUGGUUAUACAUUUCCUGCUAUUGCUGGUCGUUUAUAUGAAAGUUUAGGUGUUGUACUAUUUGCCAUUGGUAUUCCGAAACAAAGUUCUCUAUUUAGACCAUCAAAUAAUACAUAUGGCCAUGGUGACUGUGAGGAAGAAGAUGCUAAUAAUUAUAUGGUUUUAAUUAACCCUGGAGAUUAUAUUGUAAAAGGAGAUGAAGUUGGAUUUAUAAUUGCUUGUGAUGGCGCGCUGGCUGAAGGUGUUUCCAAUUAUGAACGACAUAAUUCGCAUGUUCGAAACAAUGAGGAUUCAUCUUUUGAGUCACAACAAAUUUUUUCAGAAAGACAUCCAUUAUUGUCAUCUAACGCGUUAAAAAAUAAUGGUGGUGGUUCAUAUUUAGGUCUUCCUACAACUUCUGAUAAAAUAUAUCACGAGUAUCCCUAUAAACCAGAUUUUAAUACACGUCGUCAACAUCCUUCUUCCUCUUCAUCAAGUUCUCUUGAUAAUGAUCACAUGAACCCAAUAUUGGAUACAAUCAAUGGACAUAUCCUCUUGUGUGAUUAUUCAACUGCAACUUUCCCACGUAAUUUGGAUUGUUUUGUUAGCCCAUUACGUAAAUCACACUUGGAUAAGUUUAAACCAAUUGUGAUUCUUUCGCCAGUAAGACCUACAAAAAGUCAAUGGAAAAUUUUAAGUCAAUUUGAUCAAGUAUAUUUUGUUGAAGGAAAUCCAAUGACACGAGAAGGCCUUGAACUCGGUAGAGUCAGAUUUGCAAAUAAGGCUGUUAUAUUAACUGAUUCCACUAGAAUUUUAAAGGAUGGGGAAAAGACUGAAGACGCGCCAGCAAUGUUGGUUUACUUGAACAUUAAGGCAAUGUCUAACGAGGGAGACAUUGAUGUGAUUGUGGACAUAAUAUGUCAAUCGUUUUAUCAACCACAUCUAGUUGUUAUCAUUAAUCAAUUACUUUUUGGGGCUCCUCCACUUCAUCUCCCUUCAGGUGCAACUUGUUCUGCACCUGCUCAUUCGCACAUUUUUCAAAUUCCUGUGCCCGCAAGAUUCAUAGGUUCACAAUAUGGAUCACUGUUUCAUUUCUUAUUGGGUGAGAAAAAAUCUAUUCCUUUGGGCCUAUACCGUACUAAUAAAUUAAGCACACCAAAUGGUAAAACCAAAUACUUUAAAUAUGUAUAUACUUGCCCUAAAUAUAAUGUGAGGUUGAGAGAAGAUGAUAAAGUUUUUGUGUUGAGCAAACGGAUUCCAUCUAUAUUGUAA
Entrophospora sp. SA101 is the source of this 2805-nucleotide messenger RNA. The record is from the annotation of a GenBank genome assembly. Lineage: Eukaryota; Fungi; Glomeromycota; Glomeromycetes; Entrophosporales; Entrophosporaceae.